GGACCAUUUUCCAAGCAUUAACUGCCAAACACAGAAUGAGAACACUGGCUUUCUGUGUGUUUUUGGUCCUUCUCCUUAUCAAAGAUUCUUCAGCAACUGUGAGGAAGCAUUACAUUGCAGCAGUGGAGUUUAACUGGGAUUACAGAAGCAGUGAUCUUUUACUAGGAUUAGGAGCUGGAAAUGUGAGGUCAUUUUAUUCCUCCAAAACGAUCCCUCAGUACAGGAAGGCAGUUUUUGUGGAAUUCAAAGAUUCUUCAUUCCUCACACCAGAACCAAAGCCCAAAUGGAUGGGGAUUCUGGGUCCCACAAUUCGAGCUGAAGUCAAUGACAAAGUUAUAAUCCAUUUUAAGAACUUGGCUUCGCGGCCUCUCAGCAUUCACCCAUUUGGGAUCUCCUACUGGAAGAUGUCGGAAGGAGCUUCAUACAAUGACCACACAUCCAUGCCUGAAAAGAAAGAUGACAUAGUGCCACCCAAAGGUGAAUACGUAUACGUCUGGGAAAUUACUAAGGACCUUGGCCCAAUGAAUGGUGAUUCCAAUUGUCUUACCUAUGCUUACUCUUCAUACGUGGAUCCUGUGAGAGAUUUCAAUUCGGGUUUAAUUGGAGCCAUGCUUGUAUGUAGACAAGGAUCUUUAGACGAAUUUGGAAAGCAAAUGGAUCGGCAGGAGUUUGUGCUUUUGUUCUCAGUCAUUGAUGAAAGUAAAAGCCUGUAUCUUGAAACAGACAGGAUCAGAUACAGACUUCCUGGCCCUAGGAAUGCCAAAGGGAGGAUGUACUCAAUAAAUGGUUAUACCAAUGUUUCCUUACCAGAUCUGAAUAUUUGCAAAAACAAAGUCGUCAGCUGGCACCUAAUAGCCAUGGGCUCAAACUCGGAGUUGUACUCCAUUUAUUUUGGUGGAUAUGGGCUUCUGCUGCGCGAUCACAGAGUUGUCUCAGUUGAAUUGGCUCCAGCUGCAUUUGUGACAGCAGAAAUGAUCCCAAGUUAUGAAAGCAAAUGGCUACUGAGCAGCCAAAACCCAAACCAUCAACAAGCUGGAAUGAAGGCCUACGUUAACAUCAAAGGAAUUUGUGAAGAAGAUAACGUUUCAAUUUUGAAAACUAAGGAAGUGGAAGACGAGAAUUACAGUUAUGAUUAUUUUGAAUUUGAAGAUGAGGAGGUCAAUCAUAUACAAAUUAACUAUUUGCCACGAACAACUGUAACCAAAAGCAGGUCAAUGGAAUGGAUUUAUUAUAUUGCUGCUGUGGAGUGUGAAUGGGAUUAUGCUCCAACUCUCCCAGACAACAUGAACAGUGAGUUAAGACGCAAGUUUCUGGAAAGGGGUCCAGACCGAAUUGGAAAGGAAUAUAAAAAGGCUGUUUUCGUGGAGUAUACUGACAGCACCUUCACGGUUGUAAAACACAAGCCAAAUCCAGAGUCGUCAAAGGGGAUUCUGGGUCCAGUUUUACGUGGAGAGGUUGGAGAUCGCUUUAAGAUCAUCUUUAAGAAUCUUGCGAGCAGACCAUACAAUAUUAAUCCACAUGGACUGACAGAAAUAAGGGUGGACAACACUGAAGGUUACAAUGUAAGAAACCAUAUUGUUAAGCCCAAUAGUACAGUCACUUACUUUUGGAAUGUGACUGAAAAUGAUGGACCAACCGACUCUGAUCUGGGCUGCCUGACUCGAUUUUACUUCAGUAAUCUGGAUAUGGAUCGUGAUAUCGCCUCAGGACUUAUUGGCCCUCUGUUGAUCUGUGCAAAAAACAUGCUGGAUAUCAAUGCACGAAUGGUAAAAAUUGACAGAGCCAAAUACCUUUUCUUCUCCAUCUUUGAUGAGAAUAAAAGCUGGUACAUAAAGGAUAAUAUUGAAAAAUAUUGUGAGGAUCCAUCACAGGUGAACCCAAGUGAUCCCAAAUUUUAUGAUUCCAACCUCAUGCACAGUAUUAACGGGUUUGUCUAUGAAAAUGUCCCCGGGUUGAAAUUCUGUGAGGAUGACGUGAUUUUUUGGCAUGUAAUCGUUGGUGCUGAAGACAACUUUCUUUCAAUUUAUUUCCAUGGACAAACAUUUAAACAUGACGGGGUGUAUGAAGAUGUGUUAACUCUCUUCCCACUUUCCAGUGAAACAAUCCACAUGAACAUGGAUAACAUUGGUUUGUGGUUCCUUGAACCCCUCAAUUAUCAUUAUCAAGUUCAGGGCAUGAGGGCAAAGUUCAGAGUUCGUUACUGUGACAAUGACCCAGAAACCAUUGAAGAAUUCCUUCAGGAAAUUGAUCCUGACGAGGCAUAUGGGAAUAUACUUCAAGAAGAAACAGAGCAAUUUAUUUUCACACCCCGCGGUUUCAAAAGGCACAACAACAACAUAACAAAACUAUAUGAAGCAAUUGAACUAGAAGAAUUAAUGAAUAUCACUAAUGAAGUGGAAAAUAUGACUGAGAAAGAUCAAAUCUGGUCACAUUGUAGACCAAGGCCAAAUCAUACAUUACGUAAGCAAUACACUGAGGAAAAAAAAGGAAAUGAUUAUACAAAUCAUAUCAAUCAUUUAUCUAAAGACUCCAAGAAACUGAAUCAAAGUAUUAGGAAGGAUUUCUCUCAUACAACUGAAACCAGCAACAAGCAAAUUGCAAAAGAACCUGAUAAUUCUUCCAUCACUAAAAGCAGCAGAGUUAAGAAACACAAUAAAGGAGAAAUCGAUGAGUUAAUUAAAACAGAUCAUAGCUCAGAUAAUCUUGUUUGGAAAGGCAGAAUGGGAGAGAUGCCAUUGCAUGAUCAUCCAGAACAUAACCUGACCUUUGCAGGAACAGAUAGAAAACUAGACUCCCUAUACACAAAUCAGAUUCUUAAAAAAGAAGAGGUUAUAUCAACCAACAAAUUGAAAUUGAAUCAAAGCCAAAAACUGGACCAUGGGACUAAUGCAAAAAGCUAUCUUCACAAAACAUUGACAUUGGAGCAGGUAUUUAGCAACGGAACAACUGGGGCUAAAUUCUUGGACAAUGAUACAGCUGCAACCUUUAGGGAAUCUGACAGUAUGACAUCUAAUCACACAUCAUUUAACGGAACUUCAACCACGCCAGCUAUAAUCGAUUCUCAACAAUCCAAUGAAGAGUCAAUUGAUUAUGAUGACUAUGCAGAUGACAUUAACAGUGGGGAUGACGAUGAGUCCAACUACAAAGAUCUCCAUAAUGUUAACUCUGGAGACUUCUCUAACAGAGAGUGGUGCCCAGAGGAAGAGGCAAGGCUGACCCCACGAACAGCUAAUUCGCAGUCUAAAUACUAUUACAUUGCAGCUGAGGAACUGAUAUGGGAUUAUGCGGCCAAGCAAACAAAUGAAGCUUUUAAGCACAGGCAGAGACAGCAAUCACAGGGGAAGGGUCUUGGCAGCAAAUUCAAGAAGGCAAUAUUUUUGCAAUACAAGGACAACACAUUUAAACAUCGCAAAGUCCGUGGAGAAGCUGAGGAACAUUUGGGUAUUCUUGGGCCUGUUAUCAGUGCUGAAGUCAAUGAUAUCAUUGUGGUGAAGUUCAAGAAUAUGGCCUCCAGACCUUUUUCCAUUCACACUCAUGGAGUGCCCCGUGAGUUACCAUUUGAAUACAAAUAUGAAGAGGAGAAGGUGAUAGACUGGCCUCGGAAGGCUGAUGAUAUUGUUUACCCAAAUAAAACAAAGGUUUACAUUUGGCAUGUAACAAAGGGAUCAGCACCAACAGAUAAGGACUUUGAUUGCAGAGCCUGGAUCUAUUAUUCUGAUGUCAACCCGGAACGAGACAUCCAUUCAGGUUUGAUUGGUCCUUUAAUCAUCUGUAGAAGAGGGAUGCUGCACCAGAUCUCUAGUGGAAAGCUCAAGAUUCAGGAAUUCUCUUUGCUUUUCAUGACUUUUGAUGAAAACAAAAGCUGGUACUUGGAAGACAACAUCAAAACGUUCUGCAAGUACCCUUGUAGUGUCAGAGCUGAGGACCCUGUAUUCCAAAACAGCAAUAGGUUUCACGCAAUCAAUGGGCAUGUGGCAGAAAGUCUGCCUGGGCUGGUAAUGGCACAGAACCGCUUGGUGCGCUGGUAUCUAAUAAACAUGGGUGGAUCAGCUGAUAUUUACACAGUGCAUUUUCAUGGCCAACCUUUUAUAGUGAGAAGAUCUAAGGAGCACAGGAUGGGUGUUUACACACUAUUCCCUGGUUCGUUUGGUACAAUUGAAAUGCUUCCAACUAAAGUGGGCUAUUGGCUUGUGGACUGUGAGACUGCUGAACAUCAACAGGCAGGGAUGCGUGCCAUAUUCCUGGUAUACAAUCCGUAUUGCAGAGUACCCCUGGGUCUGGUCACUGGAAGAAUAGCAGAUUCACAGCUCACAGCUUCAGGACAUAUAGGGAAAUGGAGACCCCAGUUGGCAAGAUUACAAAAAUCUGGAUUCACCAAUGCAUGGCGGGGCAAAGGAAGUCGACCAUGGAUUCAGGUUGAUUUAAAGUCGUCAAUGCUCAUUCAUGGAAUAAUUACACAAGGAGCCAGCCACUAUUUUAAACAUCUCUAUGUUGACCACUAUUAUAUUGCUUAUAGCCUGGACGCUUAUACCUGGAAAAACUACAAAGGCAACUCAACCUUGGACAUUAAAAUCUUUCCAGGAAACAUUGAUGCAACAGGAACAGUGAAAAACUAUUUCAAUCCACCAAUCAUUGCUCAGUAUAUCAGAGUGUACCCAAGGCCAAGCACAGGACGAUCAGCACUUCGAAUGGAGCUGCUGGGUUGUGAUCUACAGAGUUGUUCUUUGCCAUUAGGGAUGGAGAGCAGAGUCAUUGCAGACCACCAACUCAGUGCUUCUUCAUUCUGGGUUAGCGUUAGUGCUUGGACUCCAUCAUUGGCUCGCCUCAACAACGAAGGAUUCACAAAUGCAUGGGUACCAAAGAGGAACAACCCACACGAAUGGUUCCAGAUCAACUUCCAACAUAGGAAAAAAAUUACAGGAAUCAUAACCCAGGGUGCCAGUCACCUGAGGCGGGCUAUGUUUGUGAAGGAGUUUAUUGUCUGCUACAGUGAUAAUCGUAACAACUGGACAGUAAUCAAAGAUAGGCAAACCUUAAAGGAAAAGGUAUUCAAAGGGAAUGUGGACAGUAAAGGCCAAGUUCAGAACACCUUUGAUCCUCCCAUAUUUGCUCAGUACUUGAGAAUUUUUCCAAAAACCUGGCAACAAAAUAUUGCCCUACGUGUUGAGGUAUUGGGAUGUGAGACCGAACAGAGACUUUAAAGACAAAAUAAUGUAUCAAAAUGAGUAAAACUAAAUAUAUUAAAUAUUUUUGAAAGAAAA
This is a messenger RNA of Chiloscyllium plagiosum (whitespotted bambooshark), 5261 nucleotides long. Its product is annotated as coagulation factor V. Gene Ontology annotation, cellular component: plasma membrane. Gene Ontology annotation, molecular function: oxidoreductase activity; copper ion binding; signaling receptor activity. The record is from RefSeq and is a predicted model, not a curated record. Lineage: Eukaryota; Metazoa; Chordata; Chondrichthyes; Orectolobiformes; Hemiscylliidae.